Messenger RNA from Trematosphaeria pertusa, 1263 nucleotides. Its product is annotated as aromatic prenyltransferase. The record is from RefSeq and is a predicted model, not a curated record. Gene Ontology annotation, biological process: alkaloid metabolic process. The coding region runs from base 1 to 1263 and encodes 420 amino acids. NCBI's taxonomy places the organism in Eukaryota, Fungi, Ascomycota, Dothideomycetes, Pleosporales, Trematosphaeriaceae. The transcript is spliced from 2 exons. Gene Ontology annotation, molecular function: transferase activity, transferring alkyl or aryl (other than methyl) groups.
AUGUCGAUUGUAUUGUCAAGGUACCUAGGCGGUCACGAUCAACGCUUCUGGAAUCGGCACCUUCGACACAUGCUGGAGCGUAUGCUCUUCCUUGCAGGAUACUGUGAUCAGGAUGUUUCCAGCCAGCUCCGGUUUCUGGAGAGCAUUGUCACGCCACAUCUCGGAAAACGACCUCGCAGGAUUGGUCGGCACGCCCACCACAGCUUCAUGACGGACGAUGGCACUCCAAUUGAGAUGAGCUGGAGUUGGACUGAAGGCGACAUAGACACGAUGCCGGUCGUUCGGUACUCAAUCGAACCACUAGCGAUGACCCUUCCUAAGGAUGAAAAAUGGCUUAACCUGCAUGGGAGUAACGCAUUCCUGCAAGACGCAUCCGGAUGGUUCACCGCGCCCGAUAUGACCUGGUUCAAUCGGGUAAACAAUAUUCUUCUACAAUAUGACCGGUGUCCCAUUGGAUCCAAGACGGGAGAGCAUGAGUCGCAGAUCUUUUGGGCCUUCGAUUUGGAUGGCGGCCACAGACUUCUCAAGGUUUACUAUGUUCUGAACGCUCGGGCGCAAGGGCUUUCGUGCUCUAAGCUGAGCCUUGUUGAGAGGGCUGUAUCGAAGCUUUCUGUCGACGAAAGCAUGGCCACUGCACUCGAAAAUUUCUUCACAUUUAUUAGAGCUUCAGGGGCAGACACCGAAGUCGAGAUUCUCAGCUUUGACUGCAUCGAUCCAGACCGAUCCCGCAUCAAGAUCUAUUUUCGUUCGAGAAUCACGUCUUUUUCGCGAGUCAGAAGCAUUAUGUCUUGGGGGCAAAUGCAUAGCUGCACGACCAAGGGCGAUAUGGGCUCCCUGAAGGACCUUUGGCAUUCUGUCUUGGGGUUGGACUCUCAUAGGUCGCUCGAAGAUCCCCUUCAGGUGAAGAAGCACCGCACUGCUGGCAUACUCUAUUACUGCGAAUUCAAGCCUCGAACGUCAGCAAUCAAGUCGAAGGUGUACAUCCCGGUGCGACACUACGGCAUCAAUGAUCAGUUGAUCGCGUCGAGGAUGUCCCAUUUUCUCACAUCGAGAUCCAUGAGGCUACAGGAGAAAACGUACCUGGAGGCUCUACAGCAACUACAUCCACGACGUUCCCUAGAGAAAGGGUUGGGCUUACAUACGUACAUCUCAUGGGCUAUCAAUGCUGCUGGCAAGAUUAACAUCACCACGUAUCUGAAUCCGGGACUUGUCAGGAACAGGCCGGAUGUAUCGACCACUCCGCUAAGAUGGCUCUGCGUUUGA